Molecule: messenger RNA, 3571 nt
Organism: Myxocyprinus asiaticus (Chinese sucker)
Lineage: Eukaryota; Metazoa; Chordata; Actinopteri; Cypriniformes; Catostomidae
Product: SRSF protein kinase 1-like
Exons: 16
Coding region: 366-2300 (644 amino acids)
Biological process (GO): protein phosphorylation; regulation of mRNA processing; spliceosomal complex assembly
Molecular function (GO): protein kinase activity; ATP binding
Source: RefSeq, a predicted model, not a curated record
ACGAUUUAAUAAACGUGCGAUCUGAACGAAUCACACUGAAUCGCGAUUCAAUUCAAACCGUUUUGCUCAGCCAUUCGGCCAACUCACUGAGAAGAAUCGACUCAAAAGAAUGAUUCAGUCGAGAAUCGGGCAUUGCUUGUUCUGAUUUCACACAGCCGACAGAAAUACAGACACAAUUAAUGAUUGCUGAUUAAAUAUUCUUAGGUAAAUGUUUAUCAGGUCAGCACAGUGCGUACAGCCGGACAGCUGUAGGCGCCACUGUCUAAGGACGAGGGCGAUACAGAGUUGUUCAGUUGUUUGGGAAGUUUUGUGCGCAUGCGCGGACCGUUACAUUUGCGUGAAUGUGAGCGCUUAGCCGGUGCAGCAUGGAAAGGAAAGUACUUGCACUUCAGGCGAGGAAGAAAAGGACCAAACCCAAGAAACCUGGCAAAAAGCCUGAGCCCCACCCGAGGGGAGCCGCACAGCAGCCUGACUCCUCUCUACAGGAGCAAGAUGAAGAGAUCUUGGGCUCUGAUGAUGAGGAGCAGGAGGACCCUAAUGAUUACUGCAAGGGUGGUUAUCACUAUGUAAAAAUAGGUGACCUGUUCAAUGGACGUUACCACGUAAUCCGCAAGCUGGGAUGGGGUCAUUUUUCCACAGUUUGGCUUGCUUGGGAUACACAAGGGAAGCGCUUUGUGGCAAUGAAAGUGGUUAAGAGUGCAGAGCACUACACUGAAACAGCGCUUGAUGAGAUCAAGCUCUUGAGAGCGGUCAGAAACACAGACCAGAAUGAUCCCAGCAGGGAGAAAGUGGUGCAGUUAUUGGAUGACUUCAAGAUCUCGGGUGUCAAUGGAAAUCAUGUGUGCAUGGUGUUUGAAGUUCUCGGUCACCAUCUGCUGAAGUGGAUUAUUAAAUCCAACUACCAGGGCCUACCGCUGCCGUGUGUCAAGAGCAUAAUUCGACAGGUCUUGCAAGGCCUGGAUUACCUGCACACCAAGUGUAAAAUCAUUCACACAGAUAUAAAGCCAGAGAACAUCCUGAUGGACGUGAAUGAGGCGUAUGUUAAGAGACUGGCCGCGGAAGCCACGGAUUGGCAGAAAUCUGGAGCUCCGCCCCCUUCUGGCUCUGCAGUCAGUACAGCUCCAGCCCCUAAACAAAUGGCAAAAAUGUCAAAGAACAAGAAGAAAAAGAUGAAGAAGAAACAGAAGCGUCAGGCUGAACUCCUAGAGAAGAGAAUCCUGGAGAUAGAGGGACUGGAGAAAGGCCCAGAGGAAGGAGAAGAGGAGGAGGAGGAGGAAGAAACGGAGACCCCCGACAGCACCCCAUCAGUCCCCAUUACCAAGACAGCUGAGGCCUCACUUGAUGCCGUCGCAGAUGGUUGGUCUGAGCCCAGAGGUGCCGUCAACGGUCACAGCCAGGGCCCUGAGGAAGAGCAGACCCCAGAUCUUCAGAUGAAGGACGACACCCCCCUGAACCCUUACGACAGCAGCACGGAGGGGUCCGAGCCUCCUAACCCUUACCCAGCAUGCAACGGCACAGAAGAAAAAGAUUCCAGUCCUCCGUUCCCUGCUGCCACAGACGGUAAUGGACCUUUGAAUUGUGGCAUGGUUGAGUCACAGUGUCCUAGAGUGCAGGAUCCAGAAGGCCCCACGGCAGAGCUGAACGGCUGCAGCUCUGCUGAGGGCCCUAGAGCGGAGAUGGGCCUCACCAUGGAGGUGGACCCCAACACGCAGGUGGCCCCAGAGGAGGAGAGCCUGAAGGACGCUAAGAUUGCGGUGGGGAACCUGCUGGUGAAUCCCCUGGAGCCUCUAAAUGCUGACAAGAUCCAGGUGAAAAUCGCUGACCUGGGUAAUGCCUGCUGGGUGCACAAACACUUCACAGACGAUAUUCAGACACGACAGUAUCGCUCUCUGGAGGUGUUGAUUGGGGCAGGAUAUGGCACCCCUGCAGACAUCUGGAGCACAGCAUGCAUGGCAUUUGAGCUGGCGACGGGGGAUUACCUGUUCGAGCCUCAUUCUGGAGAGGAUUAUUCCAGAGAUGAAGAUCACAUUGCAUUGAUUAUUGAGCUGCUGGGGAAGAUUCCUCGUAAACUCAUCCUGAAUGGCAAAUAUUCCAAGGAAUUCUUCACCAAGAAAGGUGACCUGAGGCACAUCACUAAGCUCAAACCGUGGGGUUUGAUGGACGUGCUGGUAGAGAAAUACGAAUGGGCACAAGAGGAGGCCCAGAAUUUCUCUGACUUCCUCCUUCCAAUGUUGGACCUCAUCCCGGAGAAAAGAGCCACCGCUGCAGAGUGCCUCCGUCAUUCCUGGAUCACCUCCUAGUGGACAAAGGACUCCAAAACACACACACUCACACACAAUGUUCUUUGGAACUCCUGAAUGCUCGCCAGCAACCGAUGCUGUCUUAAAGAGCCAUACCUGGUGUCAUGGCAAAUAUUAGCUGCAAGCUGCGAGAAGGUCCGGUCAAGCAGAUCUAAUCAGAAUCCUGUUCUUAUAUUGUUGUCCUUUUUUAUGUAAUGGGUAUAAUUUGAGUGUGCUGUCAUCUCAAUGGUUUGUGCUCAUGCUGAUUUAUUCUAAUAGAUCUAAUCAAUUUUGUAUCAAUUUCCAUCAUAUCAGGAUUAUUUGAAACAUUUCAGAUUUGCUUUCAGAAUCUCCCCAAGUCCCUAGGCUUCCACUAUCCAUUUUCUUAGAGCAGGAGUAUUCAGUUAAUAUUACUUAGGACUCAUCAGCUGAUUGUAGUGUUUCUUUACUGUAUGGAAACCAUAAAAAAUGAUUGUUGAUCUUUAAUAUCGCCGCAAGAUGGUUGUAGAUCAAAUGUCUUAAUGAAGAGGGAACUCUGAACAGUUUCCACACACGAUUGGACAUUAUUGAAGUUCUGAGUCUGUUUUUAUGUUUGUUUGUUUGUUUUAGAACUCUACUUAAUGAAUGUGCAAUGCUAAGCAAGAGAAACAUACUCAUGCACUUUUACCAAAAACGACUAAAGUAAAUAAAACGAAAGAAAUGCUAAUGUUUCAUCCAUGUUUCCUUGCAGUACAUCUUGCAAGAUCUUUAAAGUUCUAUUAAAGAUUGAAAUAACUAAUUUUGUAACAUUAAUCAUGUAGUAUAAUUGAUGAAAAAUGGACACCAGGGAGGAUUCAUAUUGGUAUCAGUGUUUCCUUAACAACAUCAGUGAGAAAAUCUCAAAUAUUGUACAUACUCAUACCAAAGAGUUUGAUCUUCACAGGUUCAGUGUUGUACAGUCUUAAGUCCCAUUGUUCGUGUACAGUUUUGCCAAGGCUUUUUGAAUGAAACUGCAAUGAUCUGUGCAUUUUUUGAGCAUUCACAGUGUUGCUUUAAGCAAUAUAUCAUUGGUUUUUAUUUUCAGAGAGGGUGAAGCGAACACCGCUCUAGUUGAACUUGAAUGGCUUUAAAAGGCCUUUGAUUUCUCUUUUGGAUUAGUUGGUUUCAUUUGACCUUUUGUGAUACUACAAACACAUCCUCUGCUUCUCUGCUCUCUCUCUCCAUUUUUAAGAAUGUCUCUGCUUUUGAUUUUUUCAGCACUGAACUAAAAGGUUUUCUGUAGUAACUACAAAUAAAGAUUUGGAAAUGGCAAA